Molecule: messenger RNA, 2494 nt
Organism: Coturnix japonica (Japanese quail)
Lineage: Eukaryota; Metazoa; Chordata; Aves; Galliformes; Phasianidae
Source: RefSeq, a predicted model, not a curated record
AUGCCCUGGGGGCUGCAGAAGGUGCCUGGGGAUGUGUCUGUGGUGUCGUCAGAGGCAGCUGCUCCAUGCAGGCUGUGUCAGGUGCUGCCUGCCCAGGGCAAGGGCCAGGUGCAGCAGGCACCCUGCAGCACCAGUGUGGGCACCACUGUGGGACAGCACUGCACUCGGAGGAUGAGGGCUCUCAGCUCUUGUGGUGUCUGCUGCCUGAGCAUCGCUGCCUUUACAUGUGGCAUGGUGAUGCAGGUGGGAGCCUGGACAUACAACUACAGCAAGGAGGACUUUGAGUGGAACAAUGCCAGGAGAUACUGCCAGCAGUUCUUCACCGACCUGGUGGCCAUCCAGAACAAGGAGGAGAUUGAGUACCUCAAUCGCACCCUGCCCUAUCAUAGCAAAUACUACUGGAUUGGCAUCCGCAAGCAGAGGGGUGUCUGGACCUGGGUGGGUACCGAGAAGGUGCUGACAGAGAAAGAAGCCAACUGGGCCACUGGGGAGCCCAACAACCGCAGGUCCAACCAGGAUUGUGUGGAGAUCUACAUCAAGCGGCAGCUGGAGGCAGGCAAGUGGAACGAUGAGCCUUGUACGAAGAAGAAGAAGGCACUGUGCUACAAGGCCUCCUGCCAGCCCUUGCUCUGUGGCCUGCAUGGUGAUUGUGUGGAGGUCAUUCAGAGCUACAAGUGUGAGUGCCACCCUGGCUUCGAAGGGGACAACUGUGAGAAUGCCGUGCAGUGCCCUGUACUCAAGCCCAGAGGAGCGUACAUGAACUGUAGCCAUCCCUUUGGAGACUUCAGAUACAACUCCACCUGCACCUUCUGGUGCCCAGAGGGGUUUGAACGGCGAGGUGUGGAUGAACUGCAGUGCUUGGCUGAGCGGCAGUGGUCGGCGGAGACUCCCACAUGCAUAGCUGUGACCUGCCCGGUGCUCAGUGCUCCAGAGCAUGGAGAGCUGAACUGCUCCCACCUCCAUGGGAACUUCACCUUUGGCACCACGUGUGGCUUCUCCUGCCAGCCAGGAUUUGAGCUGAUGGGGUCACAGAGUCACAAGUGCAUGGCCACGGGGAAGUGGAGUGAGGACAUUCCACGAUGUAAAGCUGUCACCUGCCCGGUGCUCAGUGCUCCAGAGCAUGGAGAGCUGAACUGCUCCCACCUCCAUGGGAACUUCACCUUUGGCUCCAAGUGUGACCAUUCCUGCCAAACAGGGUUUGAGUUGAUGGGGCUACAGAGAAGUGAGUGCACAGCCAAUGGAACCUGGACUGGGGACGCCCCACAGUGCAAAGCCAUCACCUGCCCGGUGCUCAGUGCUCCAGACCAUGGAGAGCUGAACUGCUUCCAUGUCCAUGGGAACUUCACCUUUGGCUCCACAUGUUACUUCUCCUGCCAGCCAGGCUUUGAACUCAUGGGGCACAGCACCCAUGAGUGCACAGCCAAGGGGAUCUGGAAUGGGGACACCCCACAGUGCAAAGCCAUCACCUGCCCGGUGCUCAGUGCUCCAGAGCAUGGAGAGCUGAAUUGCUCCCACCCAUGGGAACUUCACUUUUGCUCCACGUGUGGCUUCUCCUGCCAGCCAGGAUUUGAGCUGAUGGGGUCACAGAGUCACGAGUGCUUGGCCACAGGGAAGUGGAGUGAGGACAUUCCACUAUGCAAAGCCAUCACCUGCCCGGUGCUCAGUGCUCCAGAGCAUGGAGAGCUGAACUGCUCCCACCCUCAUGGGAACUUCACUUUUGGCUCCACGUGUGGCUUCUCCUGCCAGCCAGGAUUUGAGCUUAUGGGGUCACACAGCAGGGACUGCAUGGCCACUGGAACCUGGGCCGGGGAUGCCUCGCAGUGCCAAGCCAUCAGCUGUCCAGUGCUGGAUGCCCCCAGCCAUGGCUACCUCUACUGUUCUCAUCCAUAUGGGAACUUCACAUUCAACUCCACUUGCACCUUUUCCUGCAAGGAAGGAUUUAUGCAUAUGGGAGCAGAGAUGCUCAGGUGUGCAGCAACAGGGAACUGGACCAGGCAACCCCCACUCUGUGAAGAGGAUUCUUCUGCCUUUUUAAAACAAGUCCUGGUUUACACCAGCACCAGUGCUCUGACAGCAGCUGGUCUUGUGCUCUCCGGAACGCUCAUCGCCUUGCUUGCCAAGCAGCUCAGUGACAGAGAGGAGAAGAAGAAGCUCCUUAACCCCACCAGUGACCUGGGGGCACCAGGAGUAUUCACCAACGCAGCCUAUGACUCCACCUUGUAAGGUGAAUGCCAGCGCAGUGCUUGCAGCACAUUGGAAGGUGUAGCAGAGCCAGGAGCCCCGUCCCCACCAGCACCAAGACCUGACGGUACUUCGCUUUGCCCUGCAGCCCCUGCAAUAAGCUGCAAUAAGGGGUUGGGACCGCACAGCUCCGUACCCACGCGUGGGCAGAACCUCUGAAGAGCAGCAGGGGCGUGGAAAAGCGGACUGCAGCGCCCUCCUGCUGGCUGCUGGGGCCGUGCUGUGGGUGCUCAAUAAACACCUUUCCCCUCGA